ACCAAAUUUCCAAAAGCCUUUGCUGACCUUCCCGAAAGUCUGAACACCAAGUCGGGUCAAAUUCCGGAGCCUAGGGUUUUCCACUCCUACUUCAACACCCACCAAAUUAGGGAUUUGAAUUCCAGCCUCGAAUUUCAGAUUGGGAUUUACCUCGUCUUCAUUUCCAGCUAUGAUAUUAGAGAAAUGCAUAGGAGCUCAAAGAUGCCGGCGGAUCCAGCGAGCUCUCCGCCACGGCAAGGUCACAAUCCUCUGCCUCGUCCUCACCGUCGUCGUCCUCCGCGGCACAAUCGGCGCGGGAAAGUUCGGCACUCCGGAGCAGGACUUCAUCGAGAUUCGCGACCACUUCUACUCCCGCAAACGCGCCGAGCCCCACCGCGUCCUCGAGGAGCUCCAAACCACGCCGUCGGACCCCAACAACUACAACGCCUUCGACAUCAACAAGAUCUUAAAGGACGAAGAAGGCGAGGAGGAGGAGAAGCCCGACCCGAAUAAACCCUACUCUCUCGGGCCCAAGAUUUCCGAUUGGGAUGAGCAGAGAUCGAAAUGGCUGAGGCGGAACCCUAAUUUCCCCAAUUUCAUUGGGCCCAAUAAGCCCAGGGUGCUCUUAGUGACCGGGUCGUCGCCUAAACCCUGUGAGAAUCCGGUAGGUGAUCAUUACUUGUUGAAGUCGAUUAAGAACAAGAUUGAUUAUUGUAGGUUGCAUGGGAUUGAGGUCUUUUACAAUAUGGCCCUUUUGGAUGCUGAGAUGGCCGGGUUUUGGGCCAAGCUGCCGUUGAUUCGGAAGCUGCUGCUGUCUCAUCCAGAAGUUGAGUUCCUUUGGUGGAUGGACAGUGAUGCUAUGUUUACGGAUAUGGCAUUCGAGCUGCCUUGGGAGAGGUACAAAGAUUCAAACUUUGUAAUGCACGGGUGGAAGGAGAUGGUAUAUGAUGACAAGAAUUGGAUUGGGUUGAAUACCGGUAGUUUUUUGUUGAGAAAUUGUCAGUGGUCUUUGGAUAUGCUUGAUGCUUGGGCGCCAAUGGGGCCGAAAGGGAGGGUUAGGGAUGAGGCGGGGAAGGUGUUGACUGCGGCGCUUCAGGGCAGGCCGGUGUUUGAAGCUGAUGAUCAGUCGGCUAUGGUGUAUAUAUUGGCUACUCAGAGGGAGAAGUGGGGUGAUAAGGUUUAUCUUGAGAAUGCGUAUUAUUUACAUGGUUAUUGGGGGAUUUUGGUUGAUAAGUAUGAGGACAUGAUUGAGAAAUUUCAUCCUGGUUUGGGUGAUCAUAGGUGGCCGUUGGUGACACAUUUUGUGGGGUGCAAGCCAUGUGGGAAGUUUGGAGAUUACCCUGUUGAGAGAUGCUUGAAGCAGAUGGACAGGGCUUUUAAUUUUGGUGAUAAUCAGGUUCUUCAAAUAUAUGGAUUCACUCACAAGUCAUUGGCUAGUAAACGAGUUAAGAGAGUUCGAAAUGAAACGAGCAAACCACUUGAGGUUAAAGAUGAACUCGGGUUGCUUCAUCCUGCGUUUAAGGCUGUUAAGGUGUCAUCUUCCUAGGUCAGCUGUUUUGCUCACUCAUGUGAGACAUGCUACAUUUUGUAUGUUGUUCUUGAUGCUUUCCUUGCUAGAUGUGGAGAUAGUAUUCUUUUGUUCCUUAUAAAUAUUUGUUACUUGUGAAGUGAAACAGAGAGAUUAAUUUAGUGUU
Argentina anserina (silverweed cinquefoil) is the source of this 1673-nucleotide messenger RNA. Its product is annotated as xyloglucan 6-xylosyltransferase 2. Gene Ontology annotation, biological process: xyloglucan biosynthetic process. Gene Ontology annotation, molecular function: hexosyltransferase activity; xyloglucan 6-xylosyltransferase activity; UDP-xylosyltransferase activity. Gene Ontology annotation, cellular component: endosome; membrane; trans-Golgi network. Lineage: Eukaryota; Viridiplantae; Streptophyta; Magnoliopsida; Rosales; Rosaceae. Bases 170 to 1525 code for a protein of 451 amino acids. The record is from RefSeq and is a predicted model, not a curated record. The transcript has a single exon.